AUGAUCCAGGUUGUUUGCAACCACCGUCUAGAGAAGAAGGUGCGCGUUAAGUGCAACACUGAUGACACAAUCGGGGACCUUAAGAAGCUGAUUGCAGCCCAGACUGGCACCUGUUGGAACAAGACCAUCCUGAAGAAGUGCUACAUGAUUUCCAAGGACCACGUGUCUCUGGGGGACUAUGAAAUCCGCAAUGGGAUGAACCUGGAGCUUUAUUACCAAUAA
Nyctereutes procyonoides (raccoon dog) is the source of this 222-nucleotide messenger RNA. RefSeq names its product ubiquitin-like protein 5. Gene Ontology annotation, cellular component: cytoplasm; nucleus. Gene Ontology annotation, molecular function: protein tag activity; protein binding. Gene Ontology annotation, biological process: mRNA splicing, via spliceosome; protein modification process. The transcript has a single exon. The coding region runs from base 1 to 222 and encodes 73 amino acids. The record is from RefSeq and is a predicted model, not a curated record. NCBI's taxonomy places the organism in Eukaryota, Metazoa, Chordata, Mammalia, Carnivora, Canidae.